UGGGAGUUUGGAGCUCGACAGAGAGGGAGCGGGUCCGCUGGGGAAGCUGUAGAUCAUCGGCUGGGCUCUUCUCUGCUGGUCUCUCACUGUCUUCGCAGUUUGGCCGUGUCAACUCCGGCAUAUGUCCGCUCGGGUGCGUAGCUCGGCGGCUGGCUGCUGUUCAGCGGUGUUGUGUUGUCAGAUGAGAGAAUAGGCCAGGAACUUGUUCCCUUCCUUCCGCUGCUUCUCCAGUGUUUGCCUGGGCAAAUUAGCUGGCUAGCCCCGUUUCUCCCCUCACGAAUAGCUAAUAUAUUUCCCUCUCAUUCACAAACAUCGGCUGCGUUGACUCCUUACCUAACCCGUGUGACACUUUUUUUCUUCCAGCUCCCAUGCCGGUGUGGAUUUAAGUCAACCUGAAAUAUGAACAGAAGAAGAAAAUAAGGAGAGGAGACUGAUUUCCUGUGGGAAUCUACUCAGCCUUUUUUUUUUUUUUUUUUUUUUAACCCGAGGACAUGUCUACUCUAUGGAGCAAAACAGUGAGGGGCUAGCUGGUCGACACCCCGGCUAGCGCAACAUUUUCAGCCUUUUCAGAUGAUUGUCCAGCUGAGGAGUUAAUUUAUUUUGGACCUACUUGGAGUAAAAUAAAAAAAAAAAAAGAAGUCAGCAUGGGUGAGCCCAGCCUGGAUGACUCCAAUGUCAAGGUGGCUGUGCGGGUCCGGCCCAUGAACAGGAGAGAAAAGGAGCUAAACACAAAAUGUGUUGUGGAAAUGGCGAAGAACCAGACAAUCCUCCAUCCUGCUGGAGCCAACUUGGGAAAAGCAGACUCUCGAAAUCAGUCCAAGGUUUUUGCCUAUGACUAUUGCUUCUGGUCCAUGGAUGAAACGGAUAAGGAAAAAUUUGCAGGUCAGGAGGUGGUUUUCCAGUGCCUUGGGGAAAGUCUUCUCCACAACGCCUUCCAGGGCUACAACGCCUGUAUAUUUGCCUAUGGACAAACUGGGUCAGGGAAGUCGUACACCAUGAUGGGCUCAGGUGACCAGCCCGGGCUGAUUCCUCGCCUCUGCAGCGCUUUGUUUGAGCGAACCAAGGAGGAGCAGCGGGAGGAGGAGAGCUUUACCGUAGAGGUGUCCUACAUGGAGAUCUACAACGAGAAGGUCCGAGAUCUGCUCGACCCGAAGGGGGGCCGACAGGCGCUGAGGGUGAGGGAGCACAAAGUUUUGGGUCCCUACGUCGAUGGCCUGUCACGCCUAGCUGUAGCUAGCUACAAGGACAUUGAGUCUCUGAUGUCAGAGGGGAAUAAAUCUCGGACGGUCGCUGCCACAAACAUGAACGAGGAGAGCAGUCGAUCGCACGCCGUCUUCAACAUCAUCCUCACACACACACUCAAGGACCUGCGGUCUGGGACGAGUGGGGAGAAGGUGAGUCGUUUAAGUCUGGUUGACCUGGCUGGAAGUGAACGUGCAGCAAAAACUGGAGCAGCAGGAGAGCGACUGAAGGAGGGAAGCAACAUCAACAAGUCCCUUACUACACUUGGUCUGGUCAUUUCUGCGCUAGCUGAACAGGGAACGGCGAAGAACAAGACCAAGUUCGUUCCCUACAGAGACUCGGUUCUGACUUGGCUGCUGAAGGACUGCCUGGGGGGCAACAGCCGCACAGCCAUGGUGGCAACGGUGAGCCCGGCGGCGGACAACUACGAGGAAACCCUGUCGACGCUGCGCUACGCCGACCGAGCGAAGAACAUUGUUAACCAUGCUGUCGUCAACGAAGACCCCAACGCACGCAUCAUCAGGGAGCUGAGGGAAGAAGUGGAGAAACUGCGAGUGCAGCUCACUCAGGCCGAGUCGAUGAAAGCUCCAGAGCUGAAAGAGCGCCUGGAAGAGUCCGAGAAGUUGAUCCAAGAGAUGACCUACACCUGGGAGGAGAAGCUCCGAAAAACCGAGGAGAUCGCACAAGAACGUCAGAAGCAGUUGGAGAGUCUGGGGAUUUCCCUUCAGUCUUCAGGGAUCAAAGUUGGAGAUGAUAAAAGUUUUCUCGUCAACCUGAACGCGGAUCCCGCCCUCAAUGAGCUGCUGGUGUACUACCUAAAGGAACACACGCGUGUGGGCUCAGCAGACUCCCAGGACAUCCAGCUGUGUGGGAUGGGAAUCCAGGCAGAGCACUGCGUCAUCGACACUACAGCAGAGACUGCCGUCAUCCUCACCCCCCACCCCAACGCUCGGACGUGUGUUAAUGGUUCUCCAGUAACCACUGCUUUGCAACUUCAUCAUGGUGACCGAAUCCUCUGGGGAAACAACCACUUCUUCAGAAUCAAUCUGGCAAAGCGCCGUUCGCGGCCAGCAGAGGAAGAGGAGGGCGAAGGCGGCGUGUUGAAGAACAGCGGCAGCAGCGAGCAGCUGGACGCCGACGGUGACACGGCCAGCGAGGUCUCCAGCGAGGUCAGCUUCUCUUACGAGUUCGCUCAGACCGAGGUCAUGAUGAAGGCCCUGGGCAGCAAUGAUCCCAUGCAGGCAGUCCUCCAGUCUCUGGAGAGGCAACACGAGGAAGAGAAGCGAUCGGCUCUGGAGCGACAGAGGCAGAUGUACGAGCAGGAGCUCCAGCAGCUCCGCAAGAAGCUCAACCCAGACCGCCUGUCCACCGGCCAGCCUGGAGGACAGAUGUCUGUCCAGCCAGGGCAGGGACAGCAGUCUCACUACCGCAGCCUGGAGCGGCUCAGUGUGGGAGGGAUGAGCCACUCCACCAGCGCUCAGAGCCGACUGAGGCAGUGGAGUGAAGACAGGGAGGUGGUUUUGGUGAGGAGUCUCCGGAGGCUGAGGGAGCAGAUAGUGAGAGCAAACCUCCUGGUGCAGGAAGCGUGUUUCAUCUCCGACGAGCUGGAGCGCCACACCGAGUACAGAGUCACCCUGCAAAUCCCGUCAGACAACCUCAACGCAAACCGCAAGCGGGACGCAGUGCUCAGCGAACCGGCCAUUCAGGUUCGACGGCGGUGCCGAGGCAAACAGAUCUGGAGCUUGGAGAAGAUGGAGAACCGUCUGGUGGACAUGAGAGAGCUUUACCAGGAGUGGCAAGACUAUCACGUCCACCACCAAGACGACCCAGUAAUGCGUUCAUACUUCCGCCGAGCCGACCCGUUCUUCGAUGAGCAGGAGAAUCACAGUCUGAUCGGCGUCGCCAACGUUUUCCUUUCCUGUCUGUUCUACGACGUGAAGCUGCAGUACGCCGUUCCCAUCAUCAACCAAAAGGGAGAGGUCGCAGGACGCUUGCAUGUUGAGGUCAUGAGAGUGGGAGGGGGCUUGGAGGACAACAUGGCGGGAGGAGAUGAACCCGACAACAACCAGGACUCUGAAUUUGAGGAUCGCAAACUGGUCUGCUCGAUAAAGAUCCUGCAAGCCACCGGUCUGCCGCAGCACCUGUCCAACUUCGUCUUCUGUCAGUAUUCGUUCUGGGACCAAUCUGAGCCCACCAUCGUGGCCCCUGAGGUCGACCCAUCUUCCUCAUCGCCCAACUCAAAGGACCCGCACUGCAUGGUUGUGUUUGACAGCUGCAAGGAGGUGGCGGUGUCGGUGACGGAGGAUUUCAUCGAGUAUCUGACUGAAGGAGCGGUUGCCAUCGAGGUGUUUGGACACAAGCAGUCUGACGCAGGAAGAAACCCGGCCCUGUGGGACCUCAGCAUCAUCCAGGCCAAAACGCGGACACUACGAGACAGGUGGAGUGAGGUCACACGUCGCCUGGAACUGUGGAUUCAGAUCCUGGAAAUAAACGAAAACGGAGACUUUGUUCCGGUGGAAGUAGUUCCCGCCAGAGACGUGAGCACGGGGGGAAUCUUCCAGCUUCGACAGGGCCAGUCGAGGCGAGUCCAGGUGGACGUGCGCUCGGUUCAGGACUCGGGCACGAUGCCGCUGAUAGCAGAGAUUGUGUUGGCCGUGUCGGUGGGCUGCGUGGAGAUCAGGACCAGCACAGCAAACCAGGAAGGGGACGAGAUGGACAGCUACCAGGACAGAGAUCUGGAACGUUUGCGGCGGCAGUGGUUGGCUGCGCUCACCAAGAGACAGGAAUACCUGGACCAACACCUGCAGAGCCUGGUUAGCAAAGCAGAAAAGACAGAGGAUGACAUGGAGAGGGAGGCGCAGCUGCUGGAGUGGAGGUUGACUCUCACUGAGGAGAGGAACGCCGUCAUGGUGCCCUCUGCUGGCAGCGGCAUUCCUGGCGCUCCUGCAGAGUGGGCGCCUCUACCAGGGAUGGAAACACACAUUCCAGUCCUCUUCUUGGACCUUAAACCCGACGACUUCAACUCCCAUGAGCAGUUUGAAGUGCCUGAAGCCGGAGGCUGGGACGCCAUGUUGACUGGAGAAGACGAGGACGACUUCUUCGACCUGCAGAUUGUCAAACAUUACGAUGGAGAGGUGAAAGCCGAGGCGUCGUGGGACUCCACCGUCCAUGAGUGUCCCCAACUGAGUCGUGGCGGAUCGUGGCCGGAGCAGCGUGUCUACCUGACGGUGCGGGCGGUGGUCCAGCUCAGCCACCCCGCCGACAUGCAGCUGGUACUGAGGAAGAGGAUCUGCGUCAACGUCAACCCGGGUCGCCAGGGUUUUGCCCACAACUUCCUCAGGAGGAUGUCGACCCGCAGCACCAUACCUGGCUGCGGUGUCACUUUCGAAGUGGUUUCCAACAUUCCUGGGGAUGCUCCAGGUUCAGAGGACAGGGAGAUGCUAGCCCGGCUGGCUGCGAGCGCACACAACAGCCAAUCCGGAGAUGACGAGGCCGCCAUUGAGAAAUACCUCCGCAGCGUGAUGAGCCUGGAGAACAUCCUGACCCUGGAUAGACUCAGACAGGAAGUAGCAGUGAAGGAGCAGCUGACUGGCAAGGGGAGGAGUAACAGGAGGAGUCUGAGCUCUCCGUCUGUUCACAGGCUGUCUGGAAGUAGGCAGGACCUGUCCACGUCUUGCCUGUUGGAUGAUAAGGGUCGAUGGGAGAGUCAGCAGGAUAUCUUCAUGCCCACCCACCGCACUCUCCCUCGCCCGGCUUCAUCCCCGUCUACAUACUCUACCUCCCCCUCUUCAUCCACCAUGCCCUUCAAUAUGACCCCCCCACAGAACCAGGAACCAGAGCAAGGUCGUUUAGGACUUGCUGCCUCUUAUCUUUCAGUUAAGGCCCUGGUUCCUCAGAUGCCCAAACUGCUCAAGUCUCUGUUUCCUGCUCGGGACGACAAGAAAGAGCUCAGACCUUCGCCACACGGCCAGCAGCAGCAUGUGCCUCGCAUUGUUGCAUCAACGGGAGGGGACGAUAGCAGAGGCAAGCCUGAGACGGCUGUUGUCCCAUCACCCGCUGCCAAAGACCGAAGGGCCGAGUUUCCGGACGUCCCUCCUCUUCCUGUGCAUGACCCGCAUGACACCACCCCCCUCAGCCCCCUCAGCCAGUCGUCGAGCGGGUAUUUCUCCGCUAGCGUUUCCACGGUUACCCUGUCCGACGUCCUCCAACCCUCCUCGUCGUCUUCGUCCCUCCUGGGCGCCGACGCGGCGUCACCCUCAAACCCCCAACAGCAGCAGCAGGGCGCUGAUAGGAACGAUGUUGUGACCUCUCCCCCCCAGUGCGGCGCCAAGAUGGCCGUCGCAGCGUCCAAUCACAACAACAGCAUCCCGGCAGAGCUCUCCUUCUCCAACCAGAAGCUAGUUGAAGGCUUUGAGCGGCUGGAGAUCUUUGUGGAUGACGGCGACGGCCGCGGUCAUGACGACGUGCCGCCCGACUGGCUGGCGGAGGGCGCGUACGUCACCGUAGGAAGCAACAAGGCCGGAACUGUGCGCUACGUGGGGACGACGCAGUUCGCCGACGGAGUGUGGGUGGGCGUGGAGCUGGACACCCCAAUAGGUAAGAACGACGGGUCAGUCGGAGGCCACCGAUACUUCCUCUGCAAACCAGGAUAUGGGGUGCUGGUCCGCCCAGACCGGCUGUCGCGCCGCGACCGAGCCGCUCGGCGAACUACGGACGUCGCUCAGCCGGCCCACGUCCCCGUCCUGCGAGGGGAAGCCAUCAUAGCUCGUAGAGGAGAGAACCGCAAGUCCUGGAGCAACUGAGAUGGGAGAGAGGCAAACUCCCCACGGUCCAUCUGCUCUUCCUUGACUCCUAAAAACACAUCAGGCUCUGUCUACUUCCUGGCAACAUGUUGCUGGAAGCUCCACUUUCAAGUCAAAGAAAAAACCAGAUCAGAGUAAAGAGCCUGUGGAGAAUGACUGUUCAGUCCAAUGAAGGGCUGGUUACCACACGGGGGAAAUGAUGCCGUCUGCGGGAAGCUGGUGGCUAGUACGCUGAGGGCGAACGGGAGCCGAAGCGUCCGUUCAGAGAUCCUCUCUGAGUCGAUACGCAGCAAUGCAAACUCGUCACGUCUUUUUAAAACACUAUUUAAAAGAAAAUCUGAUCCAUACUGAAAAAGAUGGAACUUAUAGGAUUAUUUUGGUUUGUUUUACAUAUAAAUAAGGAAUUGGAGGAAAAAACACUUUGACUGAAAGAUUUUUGAUGAGAAAUGUUUGCUUCCCUGCAUAUCGGCUUUCCCCCGAAGUUCCCGAACGCACCACGACGACGACGACUGCCGCCCUCCUGAACUGAGCCUCGUCGCUCCCUUCCUGGACUUUUUUUUCUUUCUUUCUUUUUUUAAAGUCUCCAGAACGUGCCUUUCGCCAUGGUCUGGUUUGUGUUUGCUUUCUGUGUUUUGUCUUACUCGCGUUCCGUUUGCCGUGUCAUGUGUUGACGAGAAAGCCUUGUGCAAAGUGUGAGGUGAUCUCAGGGACUGUAGAGGGGGAGGGGCUUCGUGUGUGUGUUUGUGAAACAUAGUGUGCGUAAAAUAUAUUGUGUCAAAAGAUGAAGCCGCGUGGAAAAAGCCGCCAGAGGUUGGUUUUUAUUAUUUUAUUUUAUUUUCUUUUGCACUGGACACGUUGGAGGGAAAAGCUUCUGCACGUGAGCAUGGAGAGUGCUGGAGAUUUCCGAUGAUGGCUACUGUCGUUUUAAUGCAAGUGUCGACGGAGACGAAGAAGGAUGUGUUUGGUUGGGAGAGUUUCUGCUUGAGAAAAAGCUGAUUUUAUUCUAUGCAUGUGAUUUUUAAAAAAAAAAUCUAACACAACUGGGAAAAUGAGUGCAUUUGGGAGAGCGUCUGCUUGUUUUUACAUUCCAGACACACCUGGUGAAGAAAACUCAGAUAACCUUGGAAGGUUUAAAAUUAGUUUUUAUGAUUUCAUGAAACA
Messenger RNA from Xiphophorus maculatus (southern platyfish), 7205 nucleotides. It is a transcript of the gene kif13ba, whose product is annotated as kinesin-like protein KIF13B. Gene Ontology annotation, cellular component: adherens junction. Gene Ontology annotation, biological process: regulation of protein localization; microtubule-based movement. Lineage: Eukaryota; Metazoa; Chordata; Actinopteri; Cyprinodontiformes; Poeciliidae. The transcript has 38 exons. Gene Ontology annotation, molecular function: cell adhesion molecule binding; microtubule binding; ATP binding. The coding region runs from base 645 to 6044 and encodes 1799 amino acids. The record is from RefSeq and is a predicted model, not a curated record.